Messenger RNA from Syngnathoides biaculeatus (alligator pipefish), 3406 nucleotides. It is a transcript of the gene ggt5b, whose product is annotated as gamma-glutamyltransferase 5b. The transcript is spliced from 12 exons. Bases 58 to 1725 code for a protein of 555 amino acids. Gene Ontology annotation, molecular function: leukotriene-C(4) hydrolase activity; glutathione gamma-glutamate hydrolase. The record is from RefSeq and is a predicted model, not a curated record. NCBI's taxonomy places the organism in Eukaryota, Metazoa, Chordata, Actinopteri, Syngnathiformes, Syngnathidae. Gene Ontology annotation, cellular component: plasma membrane. Gene Ontology annotation, biological process: leukotriene D4 biosynthetic process; inflammatory response; glutathione catabolic process.
CGUAAGUGAUGUUGACCUGGUGACCCCGCGCGUGUCCUCGACUCGCCCUUGUCUGAGAUGGACAAGCACAAGUGGUGCUUCUGCCUGGUGUGCACACUCCUGGGCGCCGUGGCUGUGCUGUGCGUGUGCGUGGCCACUCUGCUGCCCGCGACCUGUUCCGGUGGCUUCCAGCACGCCGCCGUCGCUGCGGACUCGCUGGUUUGCUCGCGGGUCGGCAGGAGGUUGCUGCAGCAGGGCGGCUCGGCAGUAGACGGCGCCAUCGCGGCCCUCCUGUGCACCGCCGUGGUCUACCCUCAGAGCAUGGGCCUCGGCGGAGGUUCUGUAGUAACCGUUCGAAAUAGAACAGGUAAGGUGAGGGUCUACAACUUUAGAGAGACUGUCCCUCGGAAAUUUAAAAGCAACCUGUUGGAUGAUUGUCCUGACUCUUUCAGAUCUAUGUCAGGUAGUCAGUGGAUUGGUAUUCCUGGAGAGCUCCGGGGAUAUGAGGCGCUUCACAAGCUCUACGGCAAGCUGCCGUGGUCCAAGCUCUUCGAGGAGCCCAUAAGACUGGCCAGGGAGGGCAUUCCGGUGCCGCCUCAUCUGGGGAAGAUUCUUGCCAUGCCCACCGUGAAAAGCAGAGUCGAACAAUCUUCCCUCUGUGAGGUUUUUUGCAAAAAUAACAAGAGUACGUUGGGGACAGGAGACAUGAUGAAGUUUCCCCAACUUGCAGAGAGCAUGCAGAUCAUUGCCAACAAAGGAGCCGACACCUUCUACAGUGGCCAGAUGGCUUGGGAUUUGAUUCGCGAUGUCAAAGCCGCAGGUGGGACAUUAGAAAUGGAAGAUCUCAGGUCCUACCGGGUCAGGGUGGCGGAUGCGUGGACAGUACCUCUGGGGGACACCCUGAUGCACAUCCCUCCACCGACCGCUGGGGGCGCCCUGCUUGCCUUUAUCCUCAAGAUCAUGCAAGGGUUCUCUUUGACGCCACAUUCCCUGGAUGGGGACCAGAAAACUCAGUUUUACCAUCAUUAUAUAGAGGCGGUCAAAUUUGCCAAUGGCCAACGAAGGAGCAUUCGUGAUCCUCUCUUCAACAGCAAUGCGGCUGCAGACCAUCUAAUGGAUCCCGCCUUCAUCGAUCACAUCAGGAGAAUGAUUUCUCCCAACGGCACCCACCCGCCCUCCUACUACUCCACCGUCAGGCCGCCGCCAGAUCACACGGGGACGUCGCACGUUUCCGUGCUGGAUGAAGACGGACUGGCCGUCUCCGCCACCAGCACCAUAAACCAUUUAUUCGGAGGAGGCGUUUACUCCCCGCGGACAGGCAUCAUCCUCAACAAUGAGCUGGCCGACUUCUGUGGAAGAGCAGACUCGCUGAAGCCCGGGGAGCAACCUCCCUCCUCGAUGACACCAGCCAUACUCGAGUCCAAGUCUGGAGGACUACUUGUGAUUGGUGGAGCAGGGGGAAGCAUGAUCACCACUGCAGUGGCCUUGUCUGUGAUCAAUCACCUUUGGCUGGGCAUGAGUCUCAAGGAGGCCAUUGAUGCUCCCAUCGUGUUUGUCGACUCCAAGAACAACGUGAAUUUUCCACCGGCGUUUGACCAGUCUGUAAUCGACGGUCUCAAAGCUCUGGGGCACCAGGUUGGACAAAUGCAAUAUUUUUUCAACAUAGUAAACGCUGUGGAGAAGGAGGAUGGAUGCAUCGUGGCCGAAUCAGAUGCCAGGAAGAAGGGGAUGGCAGACGGAUAUUGACAGGAACGUGUCGCAAAUUUCCCUUUAAGGGCCCUUUUAAUAUUAUUACCAAUCAUAAGGUGAGCUUUCUGCUACCUUCUUCAUGGAACCAAAUAACAAAAUAACGGAGUUUGGACAUAUAAAUACCUUGUCUACUAUAUGACCUUUUUUCACAUGUUCUAUUAUUAGUAUUUGAAUAUUGUUUUUUAAUUAUUUCUUUUUGCAUUAUUAUCAUGUUUUGUUUUUUUUUUAUUUACUGGUAGUGUGUGUGUGGGGGUGGGGUUCAAUUUAAUUCUGGUUAUCAUUAAGUUACAAAAAUUAUUUCUAACAAAAGAGAAUGUAUGAUUAUAUUUUAAAUAGCUGUUGUAUUAAUUUGGCAUUCAUUUCUGUCAGGCUUUUUUUACUGCCACAAGAUAAUCAUACAGAGUCAAAAACAAAAUUGAUAUAAAUUCACAACAAUACAGUAUGUUUAAAAACUUUAACUCUCUCUGGAUAUGUUAGUAUUAAUUCUUGGCUUCAUUGAUUCGUUUUUGCCCCAUUUAAAAAAAAAAGUACAAAACAUUAUUGAAAACGGUAUCUAAAAGUUGGCGUUAAAACCUCAACUCUUCAAAUAUUUGUCUUCAGAAAACCCUCAUGGUACAUGAAAGGACAUUUUAAAAGUUAUUUUCAACAAUAAGAAAACUUGCAAUCUUUUUGUUUUCCUUUGGUCUUGUCCCAUUAGGGGUUACUACAGCAUGUCAUCUCAGAUGAACACAUAUUUGUUUGACAAUCAUUUACAUUUAUGUAUAGUACACACACACACACACACACCACACACACACACACACACACACACAGAGACCUGUUCCCCAAAAAUGUGAACAUCAUGGAAAACUUUAUUUCCAUAACUCCAUUUAAAAUGUUAAACUCAGAUUAUAGAUUCAGUGCCCACAAUUUAAAGUUUGUUUAUUGUUACAUAAUUUGGGGUUCUAUCUUAUGAAAUGGUGAAGAAAAUUUGGUGAAGAAAUCGGCCCAAGUUUUGCCGUUUUCCUGCAUUCUCAAAUUCAUGGUCACCCCCAAGAGUCUACCAGGAUGUUUUAGAGGACUUUAUGAUUCCUUCUGCUGAGGAUGCAGAUUUCAUCUUCCAGCACCAAAACCUGGUUCGAUGCCCAUGACAUCAAAUUGUUUGUCUGGCCAGCCAGCUCGCCGGAUAUAAACCCCAUGAAGAAUGUAGGAGGAAUUAUCAGAAGCCCAAAUUUUGUAAAAAUAAAUAUUUCAAAUUAGAUAAAUUGUGGGGCCUAAAUUUAUAAUCCAUUAAAGUUUAAAUUUUUGAAUGUAAUCAUGGAAAUGAAAUAAACCUUUCCAGGAUUUUUAAAUUUUUUGGAAAGGGCCUGCAUGUAUACUAGUACCUUUAAUUCAUUGUACUCCAUUCUAACAUUUGAUUUUCAUUAUCCUUAUGCAUCAGAGAAAUUCCAUUAAUCUAUUGCCUUAUAGUGAGUGGGGCCUAUUGGAAAUGUAGUUUACCAAAUAUUCCAUCCUUAAAGGGUUACACCUUAUGAAAGCAACCAUUAAAGUGUAAUUUAUAAACGUAUAAACUGGAAUGUGCAUCAUGUGCGUUAUCACAGCCAUCGAAGGAGUCCAACUGCUGCACUCUGCUUUGUACUGCUUUUUUUUCCUCUGUACUACAUGUCAUACAAGCACAUUUUACUGUCAUCUAAUAAAC